Molecule: messenger RNA, 1935 nt
Organism: Bursaphelenchus okinawaensis
Lineage: Eukaryota; Metazoa; Nematoda; Chromadorea; Rhabditida; Aphelenchoididae
Source: the annotation of a GenBank genome assembly
AUGUGUACGUCCGAUGGUAUCACGGCGUCUAUAUACUUCGACCGGCCGUUCAGUGGUAUAAUAUAUUCAGUAGGAUAUGCCAAUGUUCACCCAUGUGUCUACUUUAACGGACUGUCAACUACAUCAGUACUGUUUUCUAUACCUACAAGAGGGUGUGGUACAAAGGUAUCUAGAAAUAAUCAUCAAGUAAGUUCUUUAUAUUGUAGAAUGUUACCUAACAUUAAGUAAUUUACUACAAUGUAAAACAUGAUUGGUUGUUUAUGCCACAUUACUUUAUAUUAUAGCUAACAGUAAAGACUAUAAAGUCACUAUUUCUGACUUAUAGGUGCUGGAAACAGUAGAAAACCGUGUAUACGUUCAGAUGGACAAGAUUACCCAGACCUUUGGUGACAAACAGUACGCUUUCGUAUGUCAACAAGCCUACGUAUCUUCGAUCAAGAUGGGUAGUGACAUCCGACGUCACCCCGUCAAGAGUCAAGCCUUCUACCACCAACCGAUAUCACCCAUCCAAGGCUACAGACCUCCAGAAUCCUCUCCGUACGGUCUCCAAAUGCAUCAAGCCAUUACUCCAAAGCUAAAAGCCGACUGGAGAUUCGAUGAUUUUACCACAGAUCAGCCACCUUGGCUGAAUCAACCUGAUGUAAAGACAGCCAAGGCUGCGGAAGCUUCAGAAGACGCUGAUCUUCUGAAUCUCAACAAACUGGACGGAUUUGACAGCCUUGAAGAGAUUGUGACAAGCACCGUACAUCCAUUUACUUUGCCAAAGAUGGACUUUGGCCUCACAGAUCAUUAUAAUCAUGUCACUACCAAGCUUCCAGCAUUUCAUGAUCAUAUCACUACUCCGUUACCUACAUUACACAACCAUGUAAAUAAGUAAGAUUUGUCAUUCAUUGCUAUCUUAACUACUAGCUAUGAUACUAUUAUUAAAAGUAAAAUGUAUGAACAUUAGCAAAAACAUCUAACUAUUCGGUCUUUCAGGCUAACCCAAGGCGCUCGACUAGAAGCCAAACAGACGGUAGAAAAGUUGGAGCAGAUAAGCGACCAUGUCAUAAUGGAGAUUCUAACUGGGAACGGUCCUGAGAAUCCUCAUGUAGAAAAGUCAGUAGAAAUGGGUAAUAUCAUCACUUUGGUAACCAGAGGAAGAAAGUUGCAAUGUAAGGAAUACAAUACUACUGAGAGUAUAUUUAUAAACAUUAACAACGACAUCACGUUAUAAUGUUAAAAUAUUAUCCAUUAUUUGACAGAAACUACCUUUUCAGCUAGCCAGAAAUACAACAUGUUCGUGCACAGUUGUUACGCCACGGAUCAGAACAAGAACUUCAAAGUGGACCUCAUCGAUAGUAGAGGGUAAUUAUUACCAUUUGUGACUAUGGGUAUUGUUUUUAAAUCGUAGCUUCAUUAAUUUUAUAAUUCUUUAUGUUCAGAUGCUCCAACCAUACGUCAGUAAUAGAUAAUAUGAAGAAGACCGUCACGGAAAGCGAAUCUGUCAUCUUUUACUUUCCUUUGAAGGCGUUCAAGUUUCCCAAUGACAACGACGUCUUCUUCUACUGUUCAGUAGACAUAUCUGACAGUUUGCCCUUCCCAGAACCUUGUGUAAGUACGAAGAGAAGAGCACGAUCUUCAGUCAUUCUUCCUGAAUCCGAGAAACCGUGGAUCGAGUUACAUCUUCAUAAGAACGUUGAAGUUGGAACCGGAAAAACCGAAAUAGAAACUAUUGAAGGUAAGCAGCGACUGGUUCAAAUAACAGUCUUCUUACUCUAUAACCAAUUAACAUACAUUGUUACUCCUAACUACUCUCUUACAGGCGAAUUCUCAACGGAUUCAAUUAGCUACAUUGCUCUCAUAGCCUGUGUAGUAGUGCUAUCCCUAUUUACUAUACUAGGAGCGGUUAUAAUUGUACAAAACUACUAUUACACUCGGAAAAGUACGACGUGA